CACAGUCAAAGAUAUAAUCUUUUAUGAAAAAUUAAAUUUGAAUUUUAUAAAUUAAACUUCAUUGAUUUUUGAAAAUUUAAUGAUAUAUAUAAAAGAUUAAUAUGAAUAUUCAAUUGGAUAUUACAAUGAGGCCAGAAAUUCGCUUAGAUGCAAAAUGGCUCAAAACAGAUUUGAAACGUCUACUUUAUCGAGAUGGUUUAGCUGAACUUUGGAAUGAAAUGAUACGAGAUGGAGAAAUUGUAGGUUCUUUUAGUGACAGCCUAGUCAAUACAGCAGGGAUAAUAGCUAGAAAAGGUGAAAGUGGACAUUAUUAUUGCAAUAUGGGUGUAUUAACAUGUCCUUGUUGCAAUGGAAUUUGUGGUCCACAACAUGGAUGUAAUUGUGGACCAUGUCAAAAAUUAGAUGAAGAAGAAGCAGCAAGAACAAGUGCAUUUAUAGAAAAAAAUAUGAUAGCUGAACAUGUAAUGGAUUCUUGGCUUUGGGGUUCUCAGCCAUCUAUUCACGAUUUAACAACAUGUAUUAAAUUACUAAUUAAGGAGCAAAGAAAAUUAUGUUAUGAAGUUGCAAACAAUACAUUAUCUGCUAUAAGAUUAAGACAACGUUUGGUAAUAGCACGACGAUAUUUUAUGGCCCAUUCUCGUCAUAAACCUCAAGAAACUAAAGAUAUUUCAACAACAUCAAAACCUACUAUCAAGUUACAAAAAAUUGUAAGAUCGAAUGAGAAGCCUACAUUAGGUUUAGCACGUGUAGGAUCUCGUGCAGCACUAAAUUUUUCAUUUGCAUAUUUAAGACGAGCUUGGAGAUCAGGAGAAGAUGUAGAAUUUUGCAGUGAACUUUUAUCUGAAUCAUUGGAAGCUUUACAAUCAUUACCCGAAGCUACGCUUUUUGAUGAAACUAAUGUUUCUCAAGUAUGGUUAGAAGUUGUAGAACGAUCAGCAAAAUUUUUGAGACAAGUUGUUACAGGAGAUAUAGUUAGUGGAAGAUCAUGGUGUCCUAUUCCAAUUGCUGAUCAACACACUGCUCUUUGUUUGUUAUUAGAAUUGGUGACACAGAGAGCUACAUUAUCAAGUUUAUUAGAUUCUGUAUGUUUGCUACUUCAUUUGAGUGGUAAACAUAAACAUCAAGAUAACCGAAUAAUGCCACCUGGAAGUAUGGCACCAUUGGUACCAUUAUUAAGACGAUUAAAUAUGAUACCAGCUUCUAAAUCACAUCGAAUAGAUACAAAUAUUGCACCAGGUCCUUGUGAAGUUUUACUUAAAUAUUUAAGACUUCCCGAAGAUGAUUCUACAUCCGUAGAUUUACGAAAAGCUGCAGUUAUAAUAAUGUGUAAUCUAAGCAGAUUAGCUGCUCCUCUUUUGCCUCCUAUUAUUGCUGAUAGAUUUCAGAAAAAUCAUAAUCAAACUUUUCAAGAAGUUAUAGCUUGGGGAAGUGUGAAAUUUGGUAAUGGAUCCUCUCCAUUUUAUUACGAUACAAUUGCUGAGCUUGGCAUUAAACAACUUUGUUGUACCGAAAGAGCUCUAAUGAUUCUUUCGGUUAAUGGAAAUGUUUAUAUGAUGUAUUAUGGAUCAGAAACUCAAUAUCCUCAAAAAAUAUAUGGAUUUUCGGAAAAGCCGAUUACAAUGAUUGCUUCACAUUCAGAUGGUACACAUUAUUUGGCAUUAACCCAAGAUAAUUCCGUUUAUUCUUGGGGAAAUGGCGACGGUGGACGACUAGGUCAUGGAGAUAGGGCAUGGUAUGAUGAACCAAAGCUAAUUGAGGCUCUAGUUGAAAAGAAUAUUACAUUUAUAGCGUGUGGAAGUACGUAUUCGGCAGCUCUCAGUUCAAAUGGUGAAUUGUACACUUGGGGAAGAGGAAAUUACGGAAGAUUGGGUCACGGAAAUUCAGACAACGUAAUGAUUCCUACGUUAGUAACUGCUCUAAAUGGGCACAUGGUCGUAUAUGUGGCAUGUGGUAGCGGAGAUUCUCAAACAUUAUGUGUCACAGCUUCUGGUAUAGUAUUUUCCUGGGGUGAUGGAAAUUAUGGGAAGCUUGGUAGAGGAGGUUGCGAUGGAUCUAAAACACCAAAGAUAGUGGAUAAAUUAUUGGAUAUAAAUGUGGCAAAAGUUUAUUGCGGUGGACAAUUUUCGGCAGCUUUAACCGCAUAUGGUGAAGUAUAUACUUGGGGGAAGGGAGAAGCUUAUAGAUUGGGACACGGAAAUGAAGAUCAUGUUAGAUAUCCGAAAAUUAUUGAUAUAUUGAAGACAAAAAAAGUAAAAGACUUAUAUGUAGGAAACUUGCAUGUAUUAGCAUUAACGGAAGAUCAAUUGGUAUAUGGUUGGGGUAGAAAUGAUUAUGGUCAAAUUGAUCCGGCAUUAGGUACUGUUGUACCCGAACCGACUUUAUGUCCAACAUUAUCUGGGAAAAAUGUAAUUGGUUUAGCUUGUGGACCAACGCAAAGUUUUGCUUGGUGUACAUCAGCUUGGUCAGUAGCGAACAGGGUAGCAUUUGUUGUAGAUAUUUGCGAAGAAACUUUUCGAUUAUUAGAUACAUUAUUGAACAAGGCAUGCGAAGGAUUACCAAGCACACGACCACCUACUCAAGAUCGUGAAUGUUUAGCGGUCGCCACAUUGAAUUUAAUUCGAUUGCAAUUGCAUACUAUGAUAACGCAUAAUAUCGAUAGUAAAUCAGUGGGAUUGGCCAAUACACCAUUAUUAAACUCUUUGAAACAGCGAUGCGUUAUGCUUGCAAGCAGCAUCGAUAUUUUAGCAACAAUUCAAGAAGCAGCUCAAGCUGUUUUACAAACUGGCUGGAGCAUUUUAUUACCGACGGCGAAUGAACGCGCAAAAACAUUAUCAAAUUUUUUGUCGAAAACGAAUUACAAUAAUUUUGAACAAAUAAACGGUAAUAAUGGUCAACAAUUCAUGGCAGAUUUGCUAGUAUCUAGUUUAAUGGCAGAUGGUGGCUUGGAAUUGGCAUUGAAGAUUGCUGUAAAAGCGGAAACAAGUGAGCUUGCUGACGAAAAAGAAUUUUCUGUGAAUAAUAAUGCUAGCAAAUCAACCGAUACAAAACAGGCAAAAGAAUUAAAUUCGGAAAAAAAUAAUACAAGUAUAUCAUUGUUACAACUGGUGAAACAAUUGAUCAAAAAUGGUACCUGUAUUACGCAAUCAAAAUUAUUAAUAACUCAUCAAUUGGCUCGCAAUUUCGAAGAAUCACAAAGAAGCGAUAAUUCUCCUAGCUUGAAUCUCCUUUUAAAAUUUCAACGAUUAUUAAUUGCACAAUUAUACGAGUGUAUCGAUGAUGUUGGAACAAAAAAAUUACGUGAUCAAGAGAUGCUUGGAGCAGAAUUGCUUUUAAAAAAAUAUCUUUCACAAAUUUCUAUUCAUGUAACCGAAAUAAUGUCGUUUGCCGUUGAAUUAGCCAAUACUUGUAUCAAACAGUUUAUACUAGUUACUACUGUUUUAAGAGGUGACAUUAUAAGUGUUUUAUUACCUGAAUUGAUUACAUGUCUUAUUUUGUUGCAACACGAUUAUCCAUUAUUAUUGCUUAAUAUGAAUUGGAUGGAGGUAAUGGCACCAAUAUUAGAUGCACUCAAUCGAUUCAAUAAAUUAAUACCAACAAUCGAGAAAAGUGAGACAGAUGAUCUUUCUUGGCCAGGUAUCAUAGCUCCACAGCAUGGUAAUAAAAUAUCAAUUUCAGACGAACCUACUACUAUUCGUUGGGCCGAUCUAGAAAAUCACAAUCGUGAUGGCGGUUUUUGGGUAGUAGUGAAUAAUAAUGUAUAUGAUAUUCAAGAUGUUCGAUUUGACGAAAGAUCAAAUUCCCUGGAAGGUCUUCAAAGAACUGCUACUAGUUGGGAUGUUAAUUCCAGUGGUGAGACGAAUGUAUCAUUUUCUCGUGAUCAAGUAUCGCGAAAUAUGAUGGAUUCUUAUUUUGUUGGUUAUUAUUGCCAUUCUGAACCAGAAAACACGGAGGUUAAAAUCGAUGUAAUGGAUAUAUGUUCUUGUUUACUUGAUACAGAAAGAGCUUUAGGCUUUCUUUUAGGCUUACAUGCUCACAGAAAGCGACAAAGUUUACCUUUACAAACUGCUGAAGAGGAAGCUGGUCGCUGGUUAAAUGCGAAUUUCUUCAGAGGUGGAUUACAAAUUUUACAACCACCGAAUCCUUAUGAAGAAGAGAAAGGAGAAGCGAGAAGUAAUACUUCGACAGCUGCAAAUUCACCCACAGAACCUCCACUUCCUACGCGUAUAAAAAACGAAUUGCAAAAGAACGAACGUCGAGAAGAUGAUCGAGUUACAACAUUCAUUUAUGCUUUAGCUGAAACUCAUAAAACCGAUGCUCAAGUUCAGUCAUUUUUAACGAUUAUUGAUAAAUAUUCAAAAGCGAACAAUCUUUUAGCACAUACUGAGUUUUGCGGUGACCAUCCAGUUGAAGAAGUUAGCCGACUUUUAAUGGCAGUUAUAAUAAAACAUCUUGCUUUGGGUUAUCAGGUGAUAAAUUUGAUCGAUCAUCAAGAAACAGGAAAUGAAAACAGUCCAAGACUCACGAAACAAUUGGCUGAAAUGAUUAGAAUAAUUCAUCAAACAAAAUGGAAUUUAAUCAGAAUUAGACAACAACAAAAUAGAAGUUAUAAAGAAGUAUGUGCUCCAGCACAAGAAAAAUGCAGAUUUCUUUUACACGAAGUAAGAUCAGCGACAAGUUACGAAAUCAAAGGACUACAUGAUUUAAAAUUAUUAUAUACUGUUGCAAAAUUUCGGAAAACUGUUAAAACAAUAAUCAGAGAUAUUCGAAAAAACAAAGACUCACCAAGUAAACCGGAAGAUAUUUUGAAUGCUUCAAUUCAAAAUGCGAAAAUAAAAAAUAAAUCUGACGAAGAUGUGUCUAUAACAAUGAUGACGACAACAACGACUACAACAACAAUGGCAUCGACGCCAGUCAUGGCAACUAUAGCUUCGACAAUGAUGACAACGACUAUAUCAACGAUGACUACAAUGACAAUGACAUUAACGACAAUGACAACAACAUCAACACCAACACCGACACCAACGACUACAUUAACAAUGUCAACACCAAUACAAACUUUGACUCCAAUUUCAAUUCCGAUUCAGAAUUCAAUACAGAAAGAAAUGAACGGAAAACAUUCGUCAAUUUCACCAAAAUUAGAAAAUUUAUCAGGUAAUAAAAAAACAUUUGCUAAGAUAACUGAAAAGAUGAAACAAAAAACUUUGAAUAUUGAUUCGAGUGAAUUAAUGGUAAAUAUUAUAAAUUUUGUAAUUACCGAGGACAGUGGAGAUGUCGAAACUUUACGUCGAGCUAUGUAUUGUCAGAUGCAACGAGCAAAGUUACGUGAACAAGGAAUUAUAAUGAUGCAACAAUUAUUACAGAAAGAUUAUCUGAUAACAUCGGUAAAAUAUUCAUUGUUAAACGGCUGGCUCGGUCUUUCUCACGAGAAUAAAUCUUUGACUAAUGGAAUAAUGCAUUGUCUUGAAAAUAUUCAAUCAGUAACACCAUAUCAAAAGUCGAAGAUUAUUUUAGCCGAAGCGGAAAUAAUUUCUUGGGCAGUGCAAGCAUUGCGAGCAUAUGUUAUUCAAGCAGAGAUACCGAGUAAACCAAAAAUAAGCGAUAAAAGUAGUUUGAAUCAAGGAACAUAUACUUGGUUACGAAAAUUACCCAGAGCAAGAUUUUUAUUAACGAUAUUAGGAAUGUUAAGCAAUUAUCAGCAUGCAAAUGAGAUUGGAUUAUUAAUAAAUUCCGGUUGCAUGUCAAGCAUUUUGACAUUGCUUAGACAGAUUGGACCAUCAAUGUCUACAGAGCCAGGUAUAGAUGCGGAUAUGAACAUAGACGCAAAACCAAAAGAUAUGCCGGUAAAUGUCAUAUACGAAGAUAGUUUUGAAAAGAAUAAACCGCAAACUGUUCAACUAACUGGUGCUGAAUUGGCGGCUUUGAUGAAAAUAGGUACAAGAGUAGUACGCGGCGUUGACUGGAAGUGGGGUGAUCAAGAUGGACCUGCACCGGGUGAAGGCCGAGUAAUCGGAGAACUUGGGGAAGAUGGUUGGAUUCGUGUACAAUGGGAUAAUGGUACUACCAAUUCAUAUCGUAUGGGUAAAGAAGGAAAAUAUGACUUAAAAUUAGCUGAACCACCGACGCCACCAGAAACCGAUAGUGAAAUUGAUUCACCACAAGAUCUGGCUAAAAUCGAUAAGGGAAAUGAUUUUGUGGAUGUCCAUCCGACUACUUGUCUGAAAUCUGCCUCUAUUACCGUACUUCGUGUUAUCUUACUUUGUUGUGGCAUCGAAGCUGAUAGAGUCACUCCUUCUGCUAUAAAGAUACUCGCUUCUGUAUUACGCGGUAUCUUAUCUCUCGCGUAUAAAUCCGAUUUUAAUACACAUUCUCAACUUGCAAAAGAACAUCAUGAAACUUGGGCAACUCUCGGCUUAUUAAGAGCUAUUGCUAAAUCUACCGAACUUUGUAAAUCUUUAAGUACUAAGGCAUGGAUUGAUUUUCUUUUAAAUAUAAUAGCUGAACAAAGAAAUCCAAAUUUAGAAAAGCAGAUAAUGACGGUACGUUUACUUACCGCUGUUCUACCAUCUUGGUCAACUGACAGUCCUAGUCAAAUGUCUUUCCUUGAAAAAAUUUUUCGUAUAUUGGGACAUAUUGCGCUUAGCUGCGAUUUGGGUACUAACUUUGAACUUUAUUCGAAUAAAUGUCGCGUUUCAUUAACUGCUUCUUAUAGUUCUACUGUAGUCGAAGAACUGAUUUCACUAAUUAGAUAUCUACAUUCUCUUUCAAAGUGGAAUGCGACUUUGAAUUCUUUUCUUGCCUCAAAAUUAUCACUCGCUUCUGAUUUGUUAAGUGACGGUCCAUUGUUUCAUAUACAAUUAAAUGAAAAUGGAGGUGAGAACAGUAUAAACAUUCAGGAUACAGUGAUGGCAACUCUUAUUGUCGUUGGAGGUCUUGACGAUAGACCAAGGAUCGGUGGUUUGAUCGAAAUCGAUGGUCAUAUAGGUACUAUAUGCAAAUUUACUAAACAUUCAAAAAUACUUGUACAAAUACAUGAUGAUAACAAUGCUAGUACGCGCAAGAAAAUUCCAUUUUUUGGGGUGAGACAGCUUAGCGAAAAGUUUCGUUUAGAUCGAAUGCCUAUGCCUGAUUCUUUCAUUUCUACUUGGGCUAAUUUGUUAUUGGGUCAUCGAAGCAUGGAUAAAAGACCAAAUGGUAUGCCAGUAAUAGCUGGUUCAGUAAAUGCAUCCAUUUUACGUAAUCAACAACAACAACUCGCUGCAUUAAAUGCCGGAAAAAUUAUAUUAAAUUAUCAAACAAAAUUACGAAAAAUAUUAAAAUAUAUAAUCGACAAAAAUAUCAGCAACAAUAGUAAUAACAAUAAUAACCAUAACAAUCAUCACUAUUCUCACCAUUACUAUUAUCGUCACCAUUAUCAUCAGCGUCAAAUUGAAAUUGGUGAUCAUAUCAAUGAUGAGAAUAAUAGCGAGAUUGAUGGUCGACGAUGGGAUAAGAUUAAUCGAAUCAAUCGUGCUUACGAGGAUCACGGUGAAAACAAUGAUAACAACGAUAUUGAUGAAAAUGAAGAAGAAAAUGAGGAUGAUGAAGACAAUGACGAUGACGAUGAAGAUGACAAUGCGAGAGUAAUUGUAAUUGACAGUACGAGAAACAAUGGUAAUAAUAGCAAUGAUAAGAACAAAAAUAAUAACAAUGAUGACAAAUUUGAAAAUCAUGGAAUUAGUAAUGUUAUUAAUCGAGACAUAAAUAGCGAGGAUAAUUAUGAGGAAACCAACGUUGAUGGUAGAGAAGAUUAUCGUAACAAACGAACAACUCUAUUCCAAGAAAUGCUGACGCGAGCUACAAAACCACAACCAUUAAAACCCAUAUUCAAACAUAAAGAAUUGGAAGAGGCUGCACUUACAGUUUCUCAAUAUUUGGCCUCUGAACUAAGACACUCUUUAAUUCAAGUAACAAACAUAAUAAUCACGGGCACAGCAUCAGGAUCAGCUUCAGUAGGAGGUAUGGCAACAACUGCAGGCCCAUUUUCAGAGCCUGAGUCUCCUGUAUCUGAUUGUUCUUUGAUAUCGUUGACAUCUAGUCAAAAAAAACAUUGCAAAAGUACUGGAAGAAAAAGUCCUUUACCGAUGAGUCCACUAGUUGCCCAAUUGAUAGAAAUGGGUUUUCCAAAGAAAAGUGUAGAAUUUGCGAUUAAAAGUUUGAGUUCGGCUGUUGGAUUUAUUACAGCAGAAAGCGUGGUAGCUUGGCUUCUUGAAAAUCCAGAUGCUGCAUUAAGUGACAGUGAAACGUUAUCAAGUAUAUAUGGAUUAUCGGAUCCUGAAGAUUCAACUAGUGAAAAUAUUGAUGAAUCUCCAUCGACGCACGAAGCUAUUUCUUCUUCAAUAAUACCACCAAAUUAUAUGAAACGUUCUGAUUUCUUAUCAGUCGAUGAAUACGCGAUUUAUGUAAGGGAUAAUCUGAUACCAGGUAUGUUAGUAAGAUGUUGCAAAAGCUACGAAGAAGUAGAAUACGGCGACAUUGGUCAAGUUAUAAAAAUUGAUCCGGAAGGUUUACACGAUUUGAAUGUUCAAGUCGCAUGGCAACGCAAAGGAGGAACUUAUUGGGUAAGAUUUAUUCAUAUUGAACUUCUUGGUCAUCCGCCAAUAAUUCCAGGCCCAGCCACACUAAAAAUUGGUGACAAAGUAAGAGUAAAAGCAUCAGUGACUGUGCCCAAAUACAAAUGGGGUUCAGUGAAUCAUCAAAGCAUCGGAAUAGUUACAGGUAUAAUAAACAAUGGGAAAGACGUGGCUAUUGAUUUUCCGCAGCAAAAUAAUUGGACUGGUUGUGCGAUAGAAAUAGAGCGAGUGCCUUCCUGUCAUCAUUCAGUCUCAUGUAAUUCUUGUCACUUGCUACCAAUAUCUGGUCCACGUUUUAAAUGCAAGUAUUGCGAAAAUUAUAAUCUUUGUGAAAAUUGUUUUUAUACGAAACGAUGUCAUCGACAUGGCUUCAAUCGAAUCGUCGAGCCAGGCUCAGCAGCGGUAUAUGCCGGUAAACCGGGAAGAUAUCAUAGACAAGAUUAUAUAGAAUCAUCUCUAAUCGAUGAUUGGUCUAAAUGUAUAAGAACAUUAAGAGUUUCUUCACCACAAAGCUGGGCAACACGAUUAUUCGAUGGAUCUGGUCUAUAUUGGCAGAGUCCUCAGGGAAAGCAUUGGAUUCGUAUGGAAAUGUUGUCUGGUAUAUUAGUUCAUUCAUUGAAAAUAAUUGUAAAUCCACAAGAUGGCAGUUAUAUGCCAUCGCUGAUUGCAAUAAAUGUCGGUGAAUCAUUCAACAGUUUAGUAGAAUUGGCAACAAUCAGUGUACGGCAUACUGACACAAGUGUACUUUUACUCCAAGAUAUGAAAGAAUAUUAUCCGUGUAUCGAAAUAGCAAUAAAGCAAUGUCGAAACGGUGGUAUAGAUUGUAAAAUACGCGGUCUUCAAAUAAUUGGCAAAAGAAAAGUAUUUGAGAAUCAAUUAGCAACGUCCAUUUCAUUUCUAGCCUCAGAUUGGGAGAUCAUUCAAGAGCAAAUGAACUCGCAACGUGGAUCUGAACCACAGCCUCAGCAUUCAGCUGUUUAUGUCUGGGGAUUAAACGAUAAAGAUCAACUCGGAGGAUUAAAAGGAUCGAAGAUUAAAUUACCCGUUUAUAGCGAAGUUCUUUCAAAAUUGAAACCCGUUCACAUAGCUGGUGGUAGUAAAACUCUAUUUGUUGUUAGUCAAGAAGGAAAAUUAUAUGCAUGCGGAGAAGGUACGAAUGGUCGUCUUGGCCUUGGAGACGAUAGCAAUGUAUGCGAACCGAAACCUAUCCCAUUUUUGAGUCAAUACGUAAUCAAGAAAGUGUCUGUACAUUCAGGAGGAAAACAUGCGUUAGCUCUCACCCAAGAUGGUAAAGUAUUUUCUUGGGGUGAAGGAGAAGAUGGCAAGUUAGGCCAUGGAAACUCCAUCUCUUUAGAUAAGCCAAGAUUAAUAGAAUCUUUAAAAUCAAAAAGAAUACGAGAUAUUGCAUGUGGAUCGGGUCAUUCAGCUGCCAUAACUAGUAGUGGAGAAUUAUAUACCUGGGGUUUAGGCGAAUAUGGACGAUUGGGUCAUGGCGAUACUGCAACACAAUCAAAACCAAAAUUGGUACAAUCUUUAGUUGGUCAGCGUGUAAUACAGAUUGCAUGUGGUAGCAGAGAUGCACAAACAAUGGCAUUGACAGCAGAUGGAUUGGUGUAUUCAUGGGGUGAUGGAGAUUUCGGUAAACUAGGUCGAGGAGGUAGCGAUGGUUGUUAUACACCAUUAUUGAUUGAUCGACUUAAUGGUUUGGGAGUGGUGCAAAUCGAGUGCGGAGCUCAAUUUUCCCUUGCAUUAACUAAAUAUGGUGAAGUAUGGACUUGGGGUAAAGGUGAUUAUUUUCGACUCGGUCACGGUAACGAUCAUCAUGUUCGAAAACCAACGUUGGUCGAAGGACUUCGUGGGAAAAAAAUUAUACACGUCGCUGUUGGUGCUCUUCAUUGUUUAGCGGUAACGGAUAUCGGACAAGUAUAUGCUUGGGGUGAUAACGAUCAUGGUCAACAGGGAAACGGUACAACAAUCGUUAACAAGAAGCCAUCAUUGGUUCAUGAACUUGAUGAUGCAAGAGUAAAUCGUGUUUCUUGUGGUUCCAGUCAUAGCAUUGCUUGGGUUUUGACCGAUCAACCAGCGAUUAAUAAUCAAGAACCAGUCACAUUUCCAACUAUAAAGGAUCCACUAGGUCAAAUGUUGCUUACAUUUAAAAGCACUAUCACCGGAUUGGAAGCAACUGAUUUAAGCAAUUAUCCGAUUCCUUCUUGCUCUAAAACAUCUACUGUUUCUCAACUAAGCGGCGAUAUUAUCAAUAAUGGUGACAUAAUCCUUAACAUGUCCACUUUUUCCUCCAGCAACAGACCUUCUCUCUCGAGCAUUAUUCUCUCGUUGGAAAGUAAUGUAGCGAAGCAGCAAGCAUUACAACAUGUGAUAAAUGCACUUCGUAUAAUACAAGCUCGAAUCAUUGUAGUUACGGCAUUGCAAAGUCAUUCAACAUUAAAAUUAGCUAAUAGCAAUAUUGGUAUUAACAAUAGUAAAUGCUGUCCGAUAACUGAAAUGAUACCAGAUGGAACAAUUACUGGAUCGAAUAUCAUUAGUGGAGGACAUAAUCAUGUAUAUCAGAAUGUGGGAGAUAGUGCACAAGGUGGUGGAGAAGCACCAGCAAAUGCUGCAGAACUUAUUAAUUUAAUAAAUAAUAGUCCGCGAACAAGUCCCGAAUCUGAAGAUUAUCCAUUAGCAACUGUUUUUCCUUCGAUGUCCAGUUCCGCUAGUUUAUCCUCACGUGCCUCAAAAAUGUCAAGCAGCGCAAUGAGCGUGAUUGCAGCAACUCUUACAUCUAACGCGCAAAUAGUUGGCGAAGGAGUUGCUUCAGAUCGUAAUUUGGAUGAUUUUACAUGUACUCUGACUGAAGAGGAUGGUAAAAUGUUGAUUGAUUUAUUAAAAUUAGCCGUUGCUAAUCGAGUAUGCAAAGGAGCUAAAGAGAUAAUAUCUUCGGUAUUGAUCGCACUAGCAAAAGUAAAUCAUUCGAUUCGUAAUAUAGUGCUAGAAAUUUGUAUCACAGAAUUGGAGGAUACAGUAGCGAAUUCGAAUAAUAGAAGCAAUAUACCACAACCGAUAGUACAAGAAAGUCCACAUCCAUACAUAGAUGGUACAACAUUGACUGGUCAUGUUAAAAUAUCAGGUGCAGAAGCUCUUAGAGUUGAAUUUGAUCGACGUUGUUCCACCGAAAGACGCCACGAUCCGCUCACUAUUAUGGACAGUAAUAAUCGAGUGGUGGCUGUGAAGUCUGGCAGAGAAUGGAGUGAAUGGGCUGCUGAGAUUCGAAUUCCAGGUGAUGAGCUUAAAUGGAGAUUUUCUUCGGACGGAUCAGUAAAUGGUUGGGGAUGGCGAUUUACAGUAUAUCCUGUGCUUGCGAGCCUUGCACCGCAUGAUCUAAUCUCGGAUAGAGCAGUUCUAUCGCAACCUUCUAUUGCACUUGCUGAAUCUCUUCUGGAUAAUACUUUGAUUACGUUGGAUAGAAAUAUUGCGACACGAUUAACAACUACCUUAGCUCAAUGUAGUCAAUUAAGCGUAUUGUCUGCUCAACAACGAAUGUGGGCAUUAAAAAAAUUACAAGUCGUCUAUUCUUCUGGACCAGGUAUACGCCCGGAAAUCGCACUUUCAUCACUUCUCGGAUCAUUGCCUCAAGCACUACUGAAACAAUAUACUUAUGAAGAUCCUUUGGUCCGCGGUGGAAAACAAUUAAUGCAUAGCGAUUUUUUCAAGGUUCUUGUAGCUCUUGCCUGCGACCUUGAAUUGGAUGGUAUGCAAUGUUGUUCGGAAAUUCACAAAUGGUCUUGGUUUCGAAGAUACUGUCUUUCCAUACGGGUUGCCAAAUCUCUUAUAAAUCGGACGUCUCUUCCAAAAUCAUUCUGUCUUGAAGUUACCAAACAGAUUAAUGAAAUGAUAACAGACAAAGAAGGAAAUACCAAAGACCAUGAGAAUCAUGAGUUAUUCAAACAGGAACAUGAUGAGCAAUUACUACAAUGGUUAAAUCGUAGGCCGGAAGAUUGGAUGUUAUCAUGGGAUGGUUCUGGUGCCAUUUAUGGUUGGGGUCAUAAUCAUCGCGGACAAUUAGGUGGACUUGAAGGAGCAAAAGUGAAAUUACCUGUUCUUUGCGAGAGUUUGUCUGCACUUCGACCUGUCCAGCUUACCGGUGGAGAGCAAACUUUAUUUGCAGUUACUGCUGACGGAAAAGUCUAUGCAACUGGAUAUGGCGCUGUUGGACGUCUAGGAAUUGGAGGAACGGAUUCUGUUAUGGUACCCACACUUUUGGAAUCCAUUCAGCAUGUAUUCGUUAAAAAAGUAGCUGUCAAUUCAGGAGGUAAACAUUGCCUUGCCUUAAGUUCUGAAGGACACGUUUAUUCUUGGGGAGAAGGAGAUGAUGGAAAAUUAGGACAUGGAAACAGAUUAUCGUAUGAUCGACCGAAAUUAAUUGAAGAGUUAUUGGGUACCGAAAUUGUUGAUAUAGCUUGUGGUGGUCAUCAUAGCGCGGCAAUCACUAGCGCUGGUUGGCUUUAUACUUGGGGAAAAGGUCGAUAUGGACGAUUAGGACAUGGAGAUAGCGAAGAUCAAUUGACGCCCAAAUUAAUUGAAGCUUUACAAGAUUAUAAAGUAAUUGAUGUAGCAUGUGGAAGUGGUGACGCGCAAACCCUUUGUGUUACUGAUGAUGAUAAUGUUUGGAGUUGGGGUGAUGGAGAUUACGGAAAACUAGGUAGAGGAGGUAGCGAUGGUUGUAAAAUUCCAAUGAAGAUCGAAUCUCUCGCAGGACUUGGUGUCAUUAAAGUUGAAUGCGGCAGUCAAUUCUCGGUAGCAUUGACAAGAUCAGGAGCAAUAUAUACAUGGGGUAAAGGAGAUUAUCAUCGUUUGGGUCAUGGAACAGAUGAUCAUGUGCGAAGGCCACGUAAAGUGGCAGCACUUCAAGGAAAAAAAAUCAUUUCUAUAGCAACUGGUUCAUUACAUUGUGUAGCAUGUACCGAUAAAGGAGAAGUUUUCACUUGGGGAGACAAUGAUGAAGGCCAGUUGGGCGAUGGAACAACAAGUGCGCUUCAGAGACCAAGAUUAGUUCAUGCAUUGCAGGGUAAAAAAAUAACUCGAGUUGCUUGUGGUAGUGCUCACACUUUGGCAUGGAGUACAAUGAAAGCUACUCAAAGUAAAAUGCCUGCCACUACACCAAUGGAGUAUGAUUUAGUAAAAGAUUUACCCUUUCCUGUGCUACACAAUCGAUUAGUGCUUCUUCAUCAUUUUGCUGAAUUACUUUGUCCAUGUUUGCCGAUGUAUCCAAUUACUGGCCCUGUUAGUUUGAGUAAAUUAGCACCCAUACUAGUAUAUAGCAUCAAAGAAGCAACUUUCCGUAAAGUGGUUCAAGCAACGAUGGUCAGAGAUCGACAACACGGACCAGUAAUAGAAUUAAAUCGAAUACAAGUAAAACGAGCUAGAAGCAAAGGUGGAUUGGCUGGACCAGAUGGUAUUAAAUCUGUUUUCGGUCAAAUGGUUUCGAAAAUAUCUUUAUUAACACAGGAUGUUCUCUUUUUUCCUCAUAGAAUUUGGAAAGUGAAAUUCAUCGGAGAGAGCGUAGAUGAUUGCGGUGGCGGAUAUAGUGAGAGUAUAGCAGAAAUGUGCGAUGAAUUACAAAAUGGUUCCUUACCAUUACUUAUACCAACGCCAAAUGGUCGAGAUGAUAGUGGCACUAAUAGAGAUUGUUUUCUUUUGAAUCCAAUAGCUGAUUCACCAUUACAUAUGAACAUGUUUCGAUUUCUUGGAAUUUUAAUGGGUAUAGCUAUACGAACUGGUAGCCCAUUGAGUUUGAAUUUGGCAGAACCUGUGUGGAAACAACUUGCGGGUAUAUCGUUAACACCUGCCGAUUUAACUGAAAUUGAUAGGGAUUAUGUUCCCGGAUUAUUAUGCAUUCGAGAUAUGGAUCCUGACGAAAAAAUGUUUCAAACACUUGAAAUGCCAUUUUCUACGCCGUCGGCUGUAGGACAUGAUGUAUCUUUGUCUAGCAGAUAUCGAAAAAUCACUCCAGAAAAUAAACAUGAAUAUGUCCAAUUAGCUCUAAAUUAUAGAUUACAUGAAUUUGAUACUCAAGUAUCUGCCGUUCGCGAAGGAAUGUCAAAAGUUAUACCUGUACCUUUUCUCGCAUUAUUUAGUGGACCUGAACUGGAAACAAUGGUUUGUGGCAGUCCAGAUAUUCCACUCACUUUAUUAAAAUCAGUUGCAACUUAUAAAGGGAUCGAAGCAACAGCUCCUUUAAUACAAUGGUUUUGGGAAGUAAUGGAAGAAUUUUCCAAUCAAGAAAGAUCUUUGUUUCUACGAUUUGUUUGGGGUAGAACUCGUUUACCACGUACAAUUGCGGACUUUCGAGGAAGAGAUUUUGUCUUACAAGUAAUGGAUAAAUAUAAUCCGCCAGAUCAUUUUCUUCCUGAAAGUUAUACAUGUUUUUUUCUCUUGAAAAUGCCCCGAUACUCCUGUAAACCAGUAUUACAACAAAAAUUAAAAUAUGCGAUACAUUUUUGUAAGAGUAUUGAUACAGAUGAAUAUGCUAGAGUACAAGCUGCAACCAAUUCAGAUACUGAAGAAACAGACAGUCUUGCUAGCGAAGAAUAUAUUUCGCUUUAAAGAAAUUAAUCCCCCAAUUAUUUUUUUAUGCAAUUAUGUUAAAUUUUUUUUAUUAAUUUUUUUUUAAUAAUUAUCAAAAAAAGAAUUUUUCCGUUAAAUUUAGUUUCAAACCAGAUAUUUAAUAAGAUAAGAUAUUUAAUCUGUUAAGUUUAAGAAGUAUACUCUUUCUCUUUUAUUUUUUUUUCAUACAUGCGCGCGUGAAUAAUUCAAGUUGUAUUAUAAAAGUUAUAUUGCUUAUUAUCGACAAUAUUCUGACAUUCUAAAGUAUUAUUAAAAACUAUUUAUUAUCAAAGAAUG
Apis laboriosa (Himalayan honeybee) is the source of this 15509-nucleotide messenger RNA. RefSeq names its product E3 ubiquitin-protein ligase HERC2 (gene HERC2). Gene Ontology annotation, biological process: protein ubiquitination. Gene Ontology annotation, molecular function: ubiquitin-protein transferase activity; zinc ion binding. The coding region runs from base 102 to 15212 and encodes 5036 amino acids. Lineage: Eukaryota; Metazoa; Arthropoda; Insecta; Hymenoptera; Apidae. The record is from RefSeq and is a predicted model, not a curated record. The transcript has 13 exons.